GGAGGUGUGCUGUUUGUCGGUGGUCUUUCUGGCUUAGACGUUCAACUUCCAAUAAAACUGGUGGCGAAGAACAGAUUAGCAAUAAUGGGUGUAACUAGAGGAAGUAUCGAGCAGCUGAAGAAUUUGGUCCAUCUUAUCGCUGGAGGACAAAUCGAAGCACCUGAUUAUCGGGUGUAUCCUAUGAAUCAGGCAUCACAGGUACUGAAGCAAUUGUCGAUGUCAGAAGUUGAAGGACGGGCCAUUCUGGAGGUGUGCGAUCCUGAGGCAGCUCUCGAUCCUUCUAAGGCUGCAGCUUGA
This is a messenger RNA of Cylicostephanus goldi, 297 nucleotides long. NCBI's taxonomy places the organism in Eukaryota, Metazoa, Nematoda, Chromadorea, Rhabditida, Strongylidae. The record is from the annotation of a GenBank genome assembly.